Molecule: messenger RNA, 9252 nt
Organism: Schistosoma haematobium
Lineage: Eukaryota; Metazoa; Platyhelminthes; Trematoda; Strigeidida; Schistosomatidae
Gene: ITPR2
Product: Inositol 1,4,5-trisphosphate receptor type 2
Exons: 50
Coding region: 1-9252 (3083 amino acids)
Biological process (GO): calcium ion transmembrane transport
Cellular component (GO): endoplasmic reticulum; membrane
Molecular function (GO): inositol 1,4,5-trisphosphate-gated calcium channel activity; inositol 1,4,5 trisphosphate binding
Source: RefSeq, a predicted model, not a curated record
AUGUUUAUGAUUUUUGGGACUGAAAGUGAAGACAACGUCGAGUUAUUACACUUUGGAGAUCAAGUAACAUUUUAUUCGAACGAUGAAGAUGGUGGAUUGCUAUGUAUGGAGGGUCAAAUCAGCAAUAAACCAAACGUAACACGGAUCAAUAGCGAUGGAAAUUUCUCAACGUCGUUAACAAGGGAAAAUGAAACGCGUUUUCGACCAGAUAAACUAAUCGAGGAGUUUGGGGGUGAUAAUGAGCAGGACAACAAAUUACAAAGACGUUUACAAGAGUCCGUAGUUUAUUAUGGUAACAUUAUCCAGCUUCUUCACGUAAAGUCGAAUAAAAUACUUCGAGCUAAAAAGCAAUUAUCUCCUGAAUUUAAAGAUGCUUCUGUACGUUUUACAUUGGAAGAAUAUCAAGGUGAUGAGUCAUGGUUUAUAAUUCAACCAUCAUAUAAACACAAACAAAUAGGUGAUCCGGUUGUGAUCGGGGAUAAAGUGACUCUAUUCGCCUGUCGUGCUGGUUGUGCAUUGAACAUUAAACAACUUAAUUCAAAUACUAAACAGCAUAAAUUAAUGUCUGAUAUUAAUCAUCAUGAAAUUAAUAAUGAUAAUACCAGCUGGCAAAUUAAUCUUUAUUUAAGUUAUCAAGAUAAUUUAGAUCAUAUAUUGAAAGGGGGUGAUAUCAUUAGAUUGUUUCAUAGUGAAGCAGAAAAAUUUCUCACUUGUGAUGCAUAUGAAAAUGAGUUACAUGUAUUUUUGCGUACUACAUUUCGAGCAGCUACCACUACAGCCAAAAGUUCAAAAGCAUUAUGGGAGAUUGAGGUAAUUCAUUCGGAUUGUAGGCGUACUGGAGCUGGACACUGGAACAGUUUAUUUCGUUUAAAACAUUUAAUUACUGGACUAUAUCUCUGUCCUAAGGUUAUCAAAAUAAACAAUAAAUCUGGAGAACAAGGUGCUUUUUGUAAACAAGACCAAGAUGAUGGUUGUAUCGAAUCUUUUCUGACUUUAUCCAAAGAACCGACAUAUGAAACUGUUUUUGAGAUGGAUUCAACAAGUCACUAUAAAGAAAGUGAUGGAUUUAUACCAAAUAAUGCAUUUGUACGUAUUUGUCAUACAGCCUCACGAAUGUGGAUUAAAGCUAGUGAUAUUCCUAUUGAUACUGACGCGGAUAAACCUAUUAUGUAUAAGCUUAAUCUUACUUCAUUUAAAGAUAACAAAGAAGUAUUCGCUAUUCUUCCUGUACCAGCGAAUGUUAUGAGAGAUUUGGAUUUUGCCAGCGACUCCUUCAAAGCACUUAGAGCUAUUCUCUGUAUGAUGAAUGACCAUGGAAAGUUGACAGAAACUCAAAUGAGAUCACUUAUAUUUAUUUUAUCAGAGUUAGUAAUGUUUCUUAACGGGAAUACACGUUUAACAUUUGAGUCGACCAAUCCAACUAUACAAAAUGAAAUAGGCUUACGGGAUAGACAGAAGUUAUUACGUGAACACAAUAUUAUUGCACAAAUCAUUAAUAUAUUAAACAGUAAAAUUAUUAGUAAUUUACCAAAACAAUCUACAUCAAUUGUAAAUAAUCAUUUAAUUAAUUCAAAUAUUUUAAUAUGGAAACCAGAUAUUUCUUUAAUAUCUAUUCUACAUGAAACAGAAAUAAAUACAAUUGAUUCACAACAACAAGAUAUUUAUUUAGAUGAAAAAAAUGAAAUAUUAGCCUGGCAAACUGUUGGAAAUCUUUGUUAUCGAAUACUUACAUUAUCACAACAUGGUUAUAGAAAAAAUCAGGAGUAUCUAGCACAGUAUCUGAAUUUGAUGCAAACUCACAUUGGCUUAGGUAUAAGAGCAUCAGAGACGAUUACAGCUCUGUUGCAUAACAAUCGACAGUUACUUGAAAAACGUGUUGGUGAACUAGAAGUUUCUGCAUUUGUUUCGUUAGUACGUGACAAUAUUGAAGCCCGAUUUUUGAAUUAUUUAUCAGCGUUAUGUAGUUCUUGUGGUGUAGCAAUUCCUGUUACACAAGAACUUAUUUGUCAUCAACUAUUAUCUGAGAAUAAUGAAGAUUUAUUAGUAGAAACAUGCAACAAAACAUUUAUUGAUUCAGAAAACAACAACUAUACAACAGAUAUUAUUACUUUAAUCUGGAAACAAACCUAUUUCAUGGAUGAAUAUUUUUGGAAAAAUAUUCAUUCUAAUUUAAUUUUAAAUCAAUCAGAAUGGAAUCAAACACAAAAGGGUUUAGAAUUUAAUUUGAAUAUAUUAAAUGAUAUUGUAAUGAAUCAAUCAAAACAAGAAAUGAAUGAAAUCUCAUCAAAACCAAUUACAUUAUGUUAUUUAAUUUUAGAUUAUUAUCAAGCACAAAUUGAUUUAUUUGCUUUAUUAUGCCAACAACGACAAUAUAUUGCUAUUAAUUAUUUAUCAACAAAAUUAUCAGUUCAUUUAUUAUUGAAAUGUAUGAGGAAUGAACGGCUUAGACCUAGUCUACGUGCAUCGUUUACUCGGUUAUUAUUAAAUCUUCAUGUAGAUCGAGAUCCUCAAGAAUUGCAUCAACCUAUUCAGUAUGCUCGUUUAUGGAGUACAUUAGGCACAAAGUCAGAUGUUUCCAGUUAUGAAGAAGCAAAUAGUUCUACAGACAAACAAGAAAAUUUCACAACUGAUUUUAUGAAAAUCAAGAAUUUUGUAAAUGAUUAUUUGGAUAAUAUGCUUUCCAAUGGUUGUUAUUUAUCUGAACCCGGUUACAUUAAUUUAACAAAUGAGGUUAUCAAUCUUUCUAAGAAUUUGGUAUUUUUUGGUCUUUACAAUAUUAAAGAAUUAUUACUUCUUGGUCAAAAACUUGUAUUCAUGCUCAAUCAAUUGGGGAGUACAAAUGAUUUUAAUUUAUGCAAAAUGAAAGAGAUGAACAACUCAUCAUCAAUACUGAAUAAUUCAAAUGAUAAGAAACUAUUUGAUUUAAAAUUAAAAACUCUGGAUAUCAUUGAAUAUAUUUUAGACGUUCGUGUAGACUAUCAAAUCUACUGUUUAUUAACUACUCUUCGAAGCGUUCAGCAGCCAGAAGCUUGUUCAAAUGACUUGAGGUUAGAGGAUUUGGAAAAAAUGCAAACUUUAGAAUUAUCAAAUGAAAUUAGAAAUCAGCUUUUAACAUUGUUUCCUUUAAACAAUCCAUCACAAAAUCUUGAAAUUAAUGAAUUAUCAAAACAGAAUUCAACAGAGAACAAAUUAACUAUUCUUAAUAUAGAUGGUUAUAAUGGUCAAUUAUUAAUUGGUGUAUUGGCUCGUUUAUGUAUAUCAACUAAUGUUGAAUUAAAAUUAAAAUCAUUACAAUUAUUAUUUCGACAUUUUAGUCAACAAGAAGAACUAAUCAAUAAAUUGAAACAGGUACAACUUUUAGUAUCAGAUACAGGAAUAAAAAUUUAUCGUCAACUUAAACAACAUUUAGAUACAUUACGUUGUUUAAUUGAAAAAUCUGAAUUAUGGAUGCAUGAUAAAAGUUGUAUGACUAGUUCAAUUAAUAAUAACAAUAUUCAAAUUUACACUCCAUGUAGUUGUAUAAAUAAUUAUGCUUUGGUUAAAGAUAUACUUUGUCAUAUAAUAUCUUUAUUUCAAUUAGAACAUAAUGAUUUAUUGACUUCAAUCAUAGAACAGAAAUCAAAUAAUGUCAUGGAUGUUCUUAGUACUGAAAUCAGUACACAAAUAAAUAAUAGAAUACUUAGAACUAUGGAUAAAUCAUCAUCGUCAUCAUCAUUUCCGUUUGAACAAAUACAACAACUUUUACGUCAUUUAGGAGUGCAUACUAUACUGAAAGAAUUAUUGAAUAUUCCAUUCAAACGUACCGAUGUUGUAUUCAAUGAGAUUGUUCAUUUGACGAAAUAUAUUUUAUGUUUAUUUUGUUACAACAAUAAGAUAAACCAAAAAUUAUUAUAUCCGUAUCUUGAUAAAUUCAUCACAACUGAAACUGAUGAUGUUGAAGUCUGCUUGUGGAUGCUAAAAGACAAUACGGAAUUGUGCAUGAUGAUUGACCGUCCAACCAUUAGAAAACUUUGUUUUUUUCUCCAAAAAACCCGUCCACAUGUGCAUUGGCUCGAAGUGCUGAUAACAGUUGUGAAACCGAACGAUGAAGUAUUAAGCCCAGUACGAGAAAUGAUUUCAAAUGAGCUUUGUUCAAUGUUUGACGACACAUUAUUCUUGAUGAAUAGUUUUUCACGUGUACGAAAUAUUUUGGAAUCACUUUUAUCGACAAUAACCUAUUCUAAAUCAUCAUCAUCAUCAUCAUCGUCACUAUUGUGGUCAGUUAUACAAUUUCCUGAUAAUACAUCUAAACAAGAUUUAUUAUUUAAUUUGAAAUUUUUUCAUUUAUUAAAUAUACUACUAAUUGAAGAGAAUGAUAUUUUACUUAAAAAAUAUCGUAAAUGGUUUAAAUUAUCUGAAUUAAUUAACAUUAUUAUACAUCCAGUUAUUAAAUGUAAAAAUUUAUAUCAAUUAAGAAAUGUUUAUAUGGAAAAUUUAGCAAAUUUCUGUUCAAGUCAUGAUUUUAAAAAUAAUUUUAUCAUACAAUAUAGUGAAUCAUUAUCUUUACUUUGGAGAGAUAUUACUGAAGAACUAGAUAAACCGAAAUCACCUGUCACUGAUUGGAGAAAAGACUUGAUGGCCGGUAGACGUCGCAGUCCACCGGAAAUGCCUGAGAGUAGUUAUUAUGGAAACGAAAAACGUUCAAAAGGUCAUAGGCAUUCCAAAAAGCGUGAUAAACAAAGACAUGGUAACAGUCAUUCACACAAAUCUCAGAAAAGGUCUCCGUCUCACAACGCAGACUAUUAUCGACCUCGCAAGCAUAAUCAUGAUUCUGGAUCCCGACACAUGGUCGAAGUUACCGAGAGAGAUCAAAGAUCAGGUUAUUUAGAACAAUCAAGAAAAGAUGGUUUUGCUGAAAACUACAGAAAAUAUGAAGGUCCUGACUUACCUUCUCAUUAUGAUUAUCGUUCGUCUAGUAGAUACAGACAUGAUACUGAAUCACACGGUCGCAACGCAAGCCCAGAACCAAGCCGCGCGCGCGAUAGAGAAUCUGAUUGGCAUCUGAGAGAUCAUGAUCACCGACAUAGUCACCAUCCUGGUCACAUAAAAGGAAGAGAAACCUCACCUGGACACGAAAAUAUAUCCUUUGAAAGACCCCAGUAUCACAGUUUACCGAGUCCUGAAGGGCCAUCAGUGCCCCCAAGUAUUUCCAAAAGACCUUCAGAUUCUACGAUAAUCGAAGGAAUCCCCAAUGCAAGUCGUUGUUUAAUGCAUAAACUGAUGCAAAUGAACCAUGAUUCAUUGCUAGGUCCAGCUUCAAUGGAAUGUUCACAAAUGAUAAUGCGUACAAUUCCUUCAGCAAGUCUUCCGGUUUCGCCAGAAUUCUCCUACAAACCGAACAUUUUUAUGACAAAUUCUUAUACAGAUUUAUGUAAAACACUUGAAGACAAAAUCAUUUCUACAAGUGAUAUUACAUCUGAUGACUCGAUAGAUAGUGGAUUGCAGGAUGAAAAUUCAUUCGAUUCAAAUCUGUCUGAAAAAGUCAAUGUUAAAACCGUCCAACAAGGUCAGAUGAGUAAGAGUUUGAGUGAAGUUCAAAUGAGUCAAACUCUGGAUGAUGCAGAUCGAUCAAUGUCUAAAAACUUUGCAAAGAAUAUAGAAAAACAGUUCAAUAAUAUGAUUAAAGAAAUUGAACUUCAACUUAGUACAUCCAUUUAUAAAGAAUAUGAUUCAUUAAUUCGAUUUCUACAAUAUCCAAUGAAUUUCAUUGAAAUACGAGAAAUAUCAACAUUAGUUAAAAGUGAUGAUUUUUCAUAUAAUUCAUUUAUAGCCUCAUUGGUGCAACAUGCAUAUGAUUUGAUUGAAUUAGGUUUAGAAAGUCAAUUUGUCAAGCUUUUACAAGUUUUUAUUUCCUUAUCUAAAGCACCUAUGAUGGAGUCUGUACCAUUAGAAAUGAAAUGGAGUUUGGAUGGAUUAUCGAAUACUGGUCAAAAUGCCAUACAUUAUUUUCUAUGUUCAAAUGGAAUUUGUGAUCUGAUUAUACGAUGUAUAGAAAAUCCUAAUACUUCUGAAACGAUUUUUGUCAUGGCAAAUGAGUUGGCGAUUAACCUUUUAAAGCACAGUAAUAAAUAUGUACAGGAAUGUUUCUAUAUUAUUCUGUCGAAACCUAAACAACAUGAAGAUUUCUUCAAUUCUAUGUUUCAACGUUUUCAUAAUGCUUAUAGUCAAAUGGAUAACUUAACAAAAAAUAGAUUCUUUUGUAAAGAAGAAUUUACAAAAACUACAAAUUAUUUAGAUUGUUUCAAUUCAUUAAUAACUGGCAAGAAUAUAUCAGUACAGAUAAGUUUACAAUUUUUACAAACUUUAUGUCGUAGAAACAAUUUAAGACUUCAGGAACUUUUGCGUGUUCAACCACAUAAUGUGACAAAUUUUAAUUUAAUUGAAGAAAUCAAGUCGUUAUUUAUUAAUUUGUGGAAAAUAAAUGAUAAGUUAAUUAAUGCUGCUACCUUUGACAGUAACAACGAAAACAGUUGUACUAAUGAUAGUAAUAAUAAUGAUACUCUGAACUAUUGUUAUAUUAAUCAUAAAACAUCACAUAGUAAACAGAAAUGUUUCAACAGUACGGAAAACAGUCCUUUGAAAAUUGUACAGAAUAAUAUGAACAUUAUGGAGCCAAUAACGAAAUAUCAAAGAAAAUUUAAUAAGUCAUUAUUCCUUGAAAUGAAUCACAAUCAACAAAGUGUGCAAAUUCAGAAAAAUAAUAACAACUCAGUACAUUUUAUUCAACCUGAAAUUAUACUACUUAUUUUGACUUGUCUAAUUGAAUUUUGUCAUGGUCCUUGUUUGAAUAAUCAAAAUGAAAUUUUAUUCGGAAGUUCGAAUAUUUUACACUUAUUAGUAAACUUAAUAUUGUGUACACCAAAAUGGAUUAGAAACAAUAAACUUGAAGACAUAACAUGUUCACUUGCUGAAAUUAGCUGUUUGUCAAUUAAGCUAUUGUUAGCUGUGUUGGAAGGUCGCCAUGAAGAUAAAGUUUAUCAACAACUAAUUGAACUCUGUCCAUUAGAUAAGUUAAUAAGUACAAUUCAUUAUUACCAUAUUUUGUCAGAGGAUUUAGAUUUUGCAACGAAUCAUCCACGUGAAUCAUUUCAUAAAUGCGGACAUUUGUUAUUUAUAUUGACACAAUAUUUGUAUAGAUGUUUCCCAGCAAUUUUUAAACAUAUGAAGACAUCUGAGGAUCAUGAUCAUCAUAUUAAUAAUCAAUUAUCAAGCUUCAAAUGGUCUGAGUCAAAUUUAUACAAUAAUACAGAAGGGAAAAAUUGUUUGCACGAAAUGAAAUGUACAGAUCAUAACAAUAUUCCAUUGAAUGGUACAAGAAAGUUGGAUUUCAAUAACACUAUUAUAAAACGUUUGAUUAAGGGUAAAAGUGAUAUUAUUUUAAGCCUUCAACAUUAUACCAUUAAUACAGCACAGAUAGAGAUCGUACGUGAAGACAAUAGAAUUGAACGUAUAGUUUAUCCAAUUCCUAAAAUAUGUCAUUAUUUAACUAAUUCUAAAAAACAUCAAUUAUUAGCAAUAAAUAAUAUGGAUAAUGAUUAUUCGAAAAUUCCUUCAUUAUUUAAAAUAAUUGAAGAGAUUUAUGCUGAAAUGUUAUCUGCUGAACAUAUGCUUAUUCAUCCAUGGAUUCACUGGUUUUCACUGCGAUCCCAAUGGAUAUCAGAUGCAAGUUUUUAUCGAACGUUAUGUUUGAACUGUUUAUUAAUUAGUUUCUAUCCAUUUCGAGGAGAAUGCUUAUCUUAUGAUUUCUAUAAUUUCGAAACUCAGAUUACUGUAAUACCAAUUGCUGUACUCGCUGUUGUAUUAUGCCUUUUGUCUUCAAAUCAAUUAUUAGUUCAAAUAUACAUUGGACUAGAAACUUUAUAUUUGUUAUUUGCUUGUGCUACUGAAAAUGUAAUUCUUGUAUUAGGACUAACUAAUUUCAUUUUCAGAUUUACCAAUCUAUUCAUUAUAUAUAAACAAUAUUCUCUUAUAAAAAAUUAUAAAAAUUGUUUAUUUUCUAAUCAAAUGAAUACAAAUGAAAUAAAUUGGCAAACAUAUUUAAACUAUAUAAAUAAUAAAGAGAAAACACUAUUGUUUCAUCCGAAAAAAACAUUCUCAUUUAUACAAUUAUCAUUAUUAAGGUGGAACAGUAAUAAUAAUAAUCAUAAUAAUCUCUUCUUAAUUGGUUAUGAAUUAUUGAAAUCUAUUCAUCAUCAAUUGUCUUUAUUUCAUUUCAAUAUUCCAAAUAUAAAUCAAUUACAUUAUCAAUUAAUACAUCAAUUGAUAUUGAUUAUAUUUACUGGUUUUGGAAUUGUGAUACAUCCAUUCUUUUAUAGUCUUGUAUUACUUGAUGUGAUCACACGUGAAGAGACGUUGUUGAAUGUUGUACGAUCAGUGACUAAAAAUGGUCGAUCAAUUUUCUUAACUGGGAUUUUAGCACUAAUCAUUAUCUACUUAUAUUCCAUCAUUGGAUAUGCUUAUUUUCAAAAUGAUUUUACUAUCGAAAUCGAUGUAACAAAUGACAAUGAAACUGUUGACAGUAUAGAACGUCGAUGUGAUUCACUACGUAUGUGCAUAUUGACAACUUUACGAGAAGGGCUACUAAAUGGUGGCGGAAUUGGUGAUGUACUCAAACGUCCGAGCAGUAAGGAUAAUUCAUUUCUUUUUCGAACAAUUUAUGAUUUAUCAUUUUUUGUUAUUGUUAUUGUUAUUAUAUUGAAUUUAAUAUUUGGUGUCAUUGUGGAUACAUUUGCUGCACUUCGUCAAGAGAAACAAAAUUCUGAAGAAUUAAAUAAAAAUCAUUGUUGUGUUUGUGGAUUACAUCGUUCAGCAUUUGAUCAUUCGAAUACAAGCUUUGAUGAACAUGUUGAAGUGGAUCAUAAUGUAUGGCAUUAUAUAUAUUUUAUAAUAUAUUUAAGAACAAAAUUAACCGAUGACUUAACUGGUCUAGAAAUUUACAUUGAUAAACUUAUCAAAGAAAAUGAAUUUAAAUGGAUACCACGUAGACGAGCUAUGACUUUGUAUAACAUAGAAAAUGGUUCUUCAGAAAAAUCUGAAGAAAUCACCGCAUUAACUAACUCACUCAACAAAACUGUCAAAGCGAUGGAUACACUUAAUGAAAGCUACCAAAAAUUGUCUAAACUGAUUAGUAAACAAUUUAUGGAAAAAUCUAAAGAACAAUUACUUUCUUCAAUGUUAAAUUCUGUUUCAAAUAAAAUGAACAUAGAAGAAUGA